Messenger RNA from Prorocentrum cordatum, 495 nucleotides. NCBI's taxonomy places the organism in Eukaryota, Dinophyceae, Prorocentrales, Prorocentraceae. The record is from the annotation of a GenBank genome assembly.
GGGUUGCAGCUGACAUGUUCUAGCAUUCAUGACCACGGUCUCACUCGGGAGCAGGUGAACACGGUCUGCGAGCAGAUCGACCUGACUCGCGCGCGUGUUGCGGCGGACCCGCUGCGCUACAUGGCGACCGUUCAGGGCGACCUGAACUUCGGCCCUGACAAGGCGCGCGAACUCUGCGAGCUGUCGGGCAGGUUCUUCUGCUCGGUUCCUGGCUGGAUGAUAUGCCGGGUGCAUAUGGAAUGCAUGACCACUGGUGAACUUGAGGGGUUGUCCCGCGAGUUCAUCUCAGACCGCGCGGCCUUGGUCGCCACCGCCCGACAGCGCGCGGGGAAGCCGCGGGGUGAACGCCCCGCCCCCGGGCACAUCUUCGCGGGCCCGCUCUUCAAGAAGCGGGCCAAAGGGAUGGUGAAAGAUGGCAGAGGAGCAGUGGCCACGCUUGCGGGGUCCAUAUACCAGGGGCGCAUCAAAGAGACGCUCAAAGAAGCGGCUCGUGAG